Molecule: messenger RNA, 1344 nt
Organism: Aspergillus ochraceoroseus IBT 24754
Lineage: Eukaryota; Fungi; Ascomycota; Eurotiomycetes; Eurotiales; Aspergillaceae
Product: putative protein kinase
Exons: 4
Coding region: 1-1344 (447 amino acids)
Biological process (GO): protein phosphorylation; spliceosomal complex assembly; regulation of mRNA processing
Molecular function (GO): protein kinase activity; ATP binding
Source: RefSeq, a predicted model, not a curated record
AUGCAGCGAGCCGCGCAAAACGCCUGGACUAUUUGUAUCGCCGGUGCCCGCAGGGGCUUCACUACAUCUCUAGCCUCCACUUCUUGCUGUCACCGAAUUUCCCUUUGUUCCAGUCCGAGAGCCACGGCUGUGCCGCAUCGAACAGUUAUGUCGUCGUCGCAGUGGACGUGCACCCCGAGAGUGUUCCCCACGUCGGGACUCGAGUUGCUUGACCAGUCCAUCGAGCUUGAGGAGGAGACACUGCCGAAUUACCAACCGGAGAAAUACUACCCAGUCAACCAGGGUGAAGUAUUGAAUGAUCGGUAUCAAACAAUUGCCAAAAUCGGGUACGGAGUAACCUCUACAGUUUGGCUUGCGAAAGACUUGAUUGCAUCGACAUAUGUUGUUUUGAAGGUUUAUAUAACAGGCCAAAACCGGGACCACGAGCGAGAGCUCCGCAUGUACAAGCAUAUGAAUUCAGUAACAAAAAAACAUCCAGGCAGAAACUUCAUUCGCAAACUUCUCGACCAUUUUUAUAUCCAGGGCCCCCAUGGCCGUCAUAUCUGUCUUGUUCAUGAGCCUCUCGGAAUAAGUGCAGAUAUUCUGGUAAAGAUGUCUCCUGGGCACGUAAUGAGCCUUGAUGACAUGAAGCCUGGUAUACGACAGCUACUUAUUGCAUUAGAUUUCUUGCACUCGGAGUGCCAUAUUAUCCAUACUGAUCUCCAGCUGAAGAACUUACUACUUCCCGGACCAGAGACAAGCUAUCUUUCCCGAUUUGAGGAAGCUGAAGUUACAGACCCAUCACCUAGAAAAAUACUCAAAGACCGAACAAUCUAUAAGAGUUUAGGUUUCCUUUCAAGAGGUGGGCUGCCAGUUCUUACUGAUUUUGGGGAAGCUCGAUCAGGCGAGAAAGAGCAUGAUGAUGAUAUCAUGCCAAAUGUUUAUAGAGCGCCUGAAGUGAUUUUGAGAUCCAGCUGGGGUUAUAAGGUGGAUAUAUGGAAUGUUGCCAUGGUUGCCUGGGACAUCGUUAGCCCCCGCACCCUUAUUAAUGGCAAAAAUGUAGAUGGUGUAUUUGAUGACCGAGUUCAUAUGGCGGAACUAGUUGCCCUGCUAGGCCCUCCGCCACCUGAAUUCCGGGAACAGAGACACCUGAGUUCGGUCUUCUGGGAUGAGUCAGGCACCUGGAAGGAAGUCGCCCCAAUUCCAGAUAUCACUAUUGAGACGCUUGCUGAGAAGGUUAAAGGGGAAGACAAAGAAGGGUUUUUGCGGUGGCUCCGGAUGGCCUUGCAGUGGAACCCCAAGGACCGGCCAACGGCUUUGGAACUCUUAUACGAUGAGUGGCUAAUGAAGGGGCUGGGGGAGUGA